This is a messenger RNA of Cladocopium goreaui, 590 nucleotides long. The record is from the annotation of a GenBank genome assembly. Lineage: Eukaryota; Dinophyceae; Suessiales; Symbiodiniaceae.
GUUGUAGCGUACCGACCAUGGACACGUGACCUGUUUCCAAGAGCGAGCGUUUCUGCAUGAAGAAAGCGCUCUUCGCUUUUGGCCAAUGGUAUGACCUGCAGAUUCAGGUCAGGCCAGUGGCUACCAAGGCUCUCACAUCGUCAUUCUUGGCUGUUUGCAGCAGCGUAGUGGCACAGAUCAUCCGGCGCAAACUUUCCUUAAAAGAGGUCUUGAGCUUUACUUUGCAGGCAGCGCCACCAUUCUCGCACUUCUGGUUUGCAAUGUUGGAAGCAAAACUUGGGCCUGGCAAAGCUCUUUUGAAGACUGCCUUGGAUCAGCUCUUCUUCAGGCCAAUCAUGGUUUUCUAUUGCUUCGUCGCUACUGGUGUGCUGAGCGGCAAGCGCUGGGCGGAGGUGCACGCCAACGUCCAACGGAAUUUUGCGAAGGUUGUUAUUAACUCGUGGAAGGUUUGGCCUGGUGCCAUAUUUCUGACACAGAGGUACCUUCCGCAACACUACAGGUCGGCGUUUAUUGAACUACUGGCUUUCUUUUGGGAUGUUUACGAAAGCCUGAUGAUUUGCAGCGAGGAAGUCACAGAUGAAAAGGAAUGA